CUGUACAGUUGUAGUAUGAAGAAGCUGAUCUGAAUGUUUAUUCUAUGACCUCACUGCCAUACAAUCAACCACUCAAGCAUAAAAAAAACACUCAAAAUAACCUGUAAUAGAGGGAUCCACUGGAGGAAAAAAAAAACAAGAAUUGAGUUAUUUUAUUAUGGGAUGGACAAAUAAAGCAGCCCCUUAUUUCACAGACAAUAGCUCCCUCUUCCUGUGCUCUACCGCCCCCAGCAGGCGCAGGACGGUACUGCUACAAUCAGCCAUAAUAGGCGGUAGGAGUGGAUGAGCCUGAGCCGAGCAGGCAGUCUGUCUUCACAGGGUACACUCUUGUCGGAGGUGAUACCGUCCUCCGCUUGCCAAACCCCCUCUUCUGACUUGAAACAGGAGCAGGAUGUAUUGAUCUGUUGGUUGUAGUGCUUCUCCGGCGGAUCAUCCAUGCGUCAGCGCCGGGAAUGGAUCAGGAAUCCGGUGUGGCGUCUGCAGGGAGUUUCAUCCCGCUGAAUGAACAUGAACAGAGAUUUUACUCAGGUCUCCACGGCGUGUGCCAAGCUGACACCUCAGGAAAACUGUCGUCCAGCAAAGUGGCAGAGCUGUUCAAGGCGUCUCAGCUACCUCCUGAAUCCCUGCAUAAAGUGACUGAGGUGUGUGGGGCAAAGCGUCUGGGAUACUUUGGUAAAACCCAGUUCUACGUGGCCCUGAAGCUGCUCGCUGCCGCCCAGUCUGGUCUGCCCAUCCGCCUGGAGAGCGUAACAGCCAAUCUACCUCUACCCAGAUUUGUUGGGCUGAAGAAUGAACCGGAGAUGCGAUACCCCACCGUCCCUCCCGGCAUAGAUGGUCAGGGGGCUCAGUGUGGGACUGCACCCGGUCCUGUCACCCGGACUCCAGCAGACAGGAGCACCUUCAGACACUUGGAGAGCAGCGUAGAGAAGAAGGAGCCUUGGUCCCCCCCACGAUCACCAUGCAGUUCACCACCUCGCUCGCCGCUUGCCUACCGCAGCUACCCGUACACGAAGCAGAGGAAUGGGGCAGACUCACAGAUGGCCUAUGAGAGCAAACCUUCCUCACGGCCAAUCGUUCAGAUGGAGCAGCACUCCUCGCCCAGUAACUACGGGACCAAACCCACUGUGGAGCAUCCUGCUAUGGCUCGGGCUUCCUCGGCAGAGAGGCUGGACCAGCAGGGUGUAGUGGACUACUCUGACGAUGACCCCUGGAGGAUCACAGAGGAACAGCUGGAAUAUUACACUAACCAGUUCAAAAGCCUGCAGCCCGACCUGGGGGCUCUCAUCCUGGGAGCUGUUGCAAAGAACUUCUUCACAAAAUCCAAGCUCCCAAUACCAGAGCUCUCCCACAUUUGGGAGUUGAGUGAUGUGGAUAGAGAUGGAGCUCUCACUUUCUCUGAGUUCUGCACAGCCUUUCACUUGAUUGUGGCGCGCAAGAACGGUUACCCUCUCCCCGAGAGCCUUCCUCCAACCCUGCAGCCAGGGUUUACACAGCAGGAAGAGGAUGUACCGGAUACUCCUGAAAGUGCAGAGCCUCUUAUCGUCUUUGAGGAUGCUGAACCGAGGCCCAGUCAGAUGGAUCGGAGUAUGAUAGAGAGGCUCCAGCCAAGCUCAGCCCCGACUAAACAAGAUGUGAAAGAGGAAUCCUGUAAACAAGAAACAAGCGUGAAGAGGGUGACAACAUCUCAAGAGAAACAAACUUUACAACUUGACCGUGUGCCUCGGCCUCAGGACCUCGACCCACAGAUGAAGACAAAAACUAGACCAAGGUCCUACUCCAGCACUUCUUUCGAAGAUGCGAUGAAGAAGGCAGAAGAGCCUCCCACCCCUCCACCUCGACCCCAGAAAACCCACUCCAGAGCCUCCUCACUGGAUCUCAACAAGCUCUUCCAGCAGGAUGCUCCAGGGGUGAAAAGUGGAUGGUUGCCCCCUCCUCCAGCCCUCCCUCCUAGACCAUCAACCUCACAGGUUUCUCAUUUUAUCAACGCUUCAGACAAAACUCCUCAGAAUAAAGUGCAGCAGCCAAACUUUGCUGACUUCAGUCGCUUUAGAGAAGAGGAGGAGAGCAGUGUGAAACCUGAGGAACAGAGUCCACGUUCUAGAUUUGCUCCAAGUACUGAAGACUUGACAAAUGCUUCAAAACAGGAAGCAAUCAGAGUUUCUCACAGUCAGGCUCCGCAGAAGCCAGUCCGCAGGAAAUACCACCCUGAGAGCCAGAACCUGGAGCCAGUACCUCCACCUGCCGUGACGUUUCCUCCCCCCACCAAACCCUCUCAAAAACUGCUGUCCAGACAGAAGAGGGAGAUCCAGAUGGCGAUCCGUAAGAACAAGGAAACCAACGCAGUGUUGACGCGUCUCAACAGCGAGCUCCAACAGCAACUGAAGGUGGUUCACCAGGAGAGGGUCACCUUGGAGUCCCAGCUGGAGCACCUGCGUCCUCUCGCCUCGACGUGACUGAGCCUGAAGUCCGGACAGAGUCGCGCUCACGGCGCUUCACCGGGACAACUGUACAGCAGUGUCAGUGAAUGUUUGAGCAAGUUGUUUCUUUUGUGAUGAAUCCAGAAUAAAUGGAAAAGGGCUGAUGACGGAAGCAAAGGUGCAUUGUAGACUCAAGAGAUGUGACUCUUCAAGCUUACUUACUUACUUUUAAUGAUGUUUUGCAGGAUUAAACCAUGCAUUUUUUAAAAUCUCUGUAUGAUAUGCACAUGUAAAAUAUCCUGUUAUUGACUGUGACAUUCUAACUUGUUUUUCUCUUUUGAGUUACUGUUCCUCCCAUGAAUCUUACCUUGCUUACAACACAUGUCAAAGUUUGUGCACAUAUAAUCAUUACUCAGAUACAUGUUUAUGUUCUGUGUUAAUGACGUACUCUCAUUUUUCAGUUUUUGUAUACAGUGCAUAUCAUGCAUAUCAACAUAUGGUCUAAAGCAAGUGAUGGUGCUACAGAUUAGUUUUUGAAUCUGAUUAUUUUUUGCACAAAAAAAAAUGCACAUUUGCAAGGUUGUACUUAAUGUUUGCAAAAGCCACGUUCAAUAUGAGUUGAAUUUAAAUUAGCUACAUUUCCAGCCAGCACACAUGACUUUGUUGUCUGGUGACAGACUGUAGCACUGGCACUUGUGGCUAUUAGGACACUGAGGAAUGUUGACACUUUUGACACUGGAUUUGUAUAAAAUAUGUACCUUUUACUUGAAGAUUUGCUCCAUCUUUAAUUGAAACACUGUCUGUUUGAAACAAAAACUUUUGAUUUUUAAGUGAAAUCCCCUCAGUUAUUUCCACACUACAUCCGUACUGUCAAAAAACCCACUUCAAACCAAACCAGCAUUAACAGUAAAAAGCUAAAUCAAUAAACGAGCACAAUAUUCCUCUCAUGUUUUGCAAGAUAGAUUUCAAAACAGCUGAUGUCUGGAUAAGCAGAUGUGGUUUUGAUUUUAUCUAUGCAAAGAUUUGAUGCAAUUUAAGCUUAUUUUAGACCAUUUUUUUUCUUCACAUCCUGAUUAUUAAUGAUGAUAAAUGACGGGAAUGAUACUGACUUGAUACUGCAUGUUUGCUAAAAUGAUGUGAGCAUUGGAGUAUGAAUUAACCUUAAACCAUGCACAACUGAGCUCUGCGCUGAAGACAAUAAUCAAACUAAUAAAUAAAGUUGUCUAUUUUUA
Thunnus maccoyii (southern bluefin tuna) is the source of this 3649-nucleotide messenger RNA. RefSeq names its product RALBP1 associated Eps domain containing 2 (gene reps2). Gene Ontology annotation, biological process: endocytosis; endosomal transport. Gene Ontology annotation, molecular function: protein binding; calcium ion binding. Gene Ontology annotation, cellular component: plasma membrane; cytoplasm. The record is from RefSeq and is a predicted model, not a curated record. Lineage: Eukaryota; Metazoa; Chordata; Actinopteri; Scombriformes; Scombridae. Bases 453 to 2453 code for a protein of 666 amino acids. The transcript is spliced from 19 exons.